UUCCGAGGCGCUAUAUUUCUGCAUCGUGCCCAUUCUUCUUGCUCUCAUAUAACCCUAUUUUUCUCCCUCCACACAAUGCAGAGAGUUGCUUUAAGAUCCACUUUGCGCACUGCUAGAACUGCUGCCGGCCGCCGUGCCUUUGGAACCAAGCCGCCUAGCUUCAACCCUACCGUCCCAAAUAGUACCAGCAAAGUUAUCUUGGGUUUGGCUGUGGCUUUCACUGGUUAUGCCCUUGUUUUUGCUAAGGGUAGCAAUAACGUCCCACACUCCGGCCCUACUGAGAUCUUGAACAAGCCGGGUACUGGUGAGAGUGGCAAUGAUGAUGACGAGGAUGACGAGGAUGACACCGAAGAAUCCGAUGUCGCAGAAACUGAAGAAUCCGAAGCUACUGAAGAAUCCGAAGCUACUGAAGAAUCCGAAGCUAUUGAAGAAUCUGAAGCCGCUGAAUCGUCCGAAGCCACUGAAGCGUCGGAAUCUUCCGAAGAAUCUGAAUCAUCUGAGGACCCACACGCCCAGUCUGCUGCCUACAACCCAGAGACCGGUGAGAUCAACUGGGACUGUCCAUGUUUGGGCGGUAUGGCCCAUGGACCAUGCGGUGAGGAAUUCAAGGAGGCUUUCUCCUGUUUCGUCUACUCCGAGGUCGAGCCAAAGGGCAUUGACUGUGUCGAGAAAUUUAAGAACAUGCAAAACUGCUUUAGAGAGCACCCAGAGGUGUACGCCGAGGAAUUGAGAGAGGAUGAUGCCGCUGAGGCUAUUUUGUCCGAGGAGGAACAGCAAACCAGAGCCUCUUUGACCGAGCAAAUCGCAGCCGAAAGAGAAGCCGCCAAGGCUGCCGUCGCCUCUAUCGUCGAAGACAUCAAGGAAUCUGCCCAAGAGACCUUCGACGCCGCCAAGGGGACUGUCGAAUCCACAAAGGAGACCGUUACCGAAAAGGUUGAGUCUGCCAAGGAAACCGUAGAAGCCGUCCAGGACGCCAUCAACGAAAAGGUUGCUGAAAAGUUCGCUGAGACGGCCGAAGAAGUUAAGGAAGCUGUCACCGAAGCUUAGCCUUUUCUAUAGACAAUGUAAAUACACCGGUAAUAUUAAGAUUAGAGAUUCAAGAGUGG
Babjeviella inositovora NRRL Y-12698 is the source of this 1106-nucleotide messenger RNA. It is a transcript of the gene MIA40, whose product is annotated as Mia40p. The transcript has a single exon. The coding region runs from base 76 to 1047 and encodes 323 amino acids. Lineage: Eukaryota; Fungi; Ascomycota; Pichiomycetes; Serinales. Gene Ontology annotation, biological process: protein import into mitochondrial intermembrane space. Gene Ontology annotation, molecular function: protein-disulfide reductase activity. Gene Ontology annotation, cellular component: mitochondrial intermembrane space. The record is from RefSeq and is a predicted model, not a curated record.